Messenger RNA from Peronospora matthiolae, 807 nucleotides. The record is from the annotation of a GenBank genome assembly. Lineage: Eukaryota; Oomycota; Peronosporomycetes; Peronosporales; Peronosporaceae.
AUGUCCCGUGCAGUCGUAACGGUGGCAAUGCACGACUGUGCUGCUGCUAAUAGCAUGUGGCUACAGAGUGUGCGCUGGAUGGGUCGUGGUCCUACUAUCCAAGGCAAGAAAACCGCCACAGACGCGAAACGCACGGCCACGAACGCUAAAUUAGCGCGCGAGAUUAUGGUCAUUUCUAAAUCGGUGGCAGGAGACGUGAACAAUGUCAGGCUGCUGGCCGUAGUAAACAAGGCCAAAGCGGUCAAUAUGCCAAAAGACAAGAUCGAGGCGGCGAUCAAGCGUGGCGUUGAGGGCAAAGACGGCAGCAACGCUGAAGCUGUGCUCUAUGAAGCUUCGGGGCCGGCUGGUAGUGCACUGAUGAUCGAGACAUUGACCGACAACAAGCGCAGGACGGCGCCUGCACUGCGUCAUAUUUUGAGCAAGUUUGGUGGCGUUUUGGGUACCAAUGGCUCUGUUUCGUGGAUGUUCGAGCGUAAGGGCUACCUGGAGAUUGAGCUGCCGGUGGGUAACGGAGAUCAGCCGGAGAUGGACGAGGAUGCUCUUAUGGAGAUUGCGCUUGACGCGGGGGCGGACGACGUGGAGAUGCAUGACGGCUUGGCACAAGUCGUGUGUGAUCCUUGUGGCUUGUCUUCUGUGCGCAAAUGUUUUACCGAGGCCGGACUUGAGCCCACCAUCUGCGAACUUGUUUACAACCCGAAGGAGUUCUUGGAUCUCGAAACGGAGCAACGGGAGACCUUUGACAAGCUCGUUGAUGCUCUGAACGAGGACGAUGAUGUAAACCAAAUACACCACAAUAUCAACGAGUAG